CACGAGGCUGCAGGUGCUGGGGACUGGCCCUGGUGCUGUGCCACCUCCUGACACCCCUCUCUGUGUCCUGCAGCCCUUCAUCGACAGCAACCAUAGCAUCCACCAGUACUUCUUGCCGAGGGAGUACGCGGUUCUCAUCCCCGUGGUGGCCGGGCUGCUGCUGCUGCUGUUUAUAGGUGUGUUCAUAACGGUUGUGAUGUGGAAGAACAGGAAACCUGUCAAGAAAUUGGACUGA
This is a messenger RNA of Nestor notabilis (Kea), 235 nucleotides long. It is a transcript of the gene DPM2, whose product is annotated as dolichyl-phosphate mannosyltransferase polypeptide 2, regulatory subunit. Gene Ontology annotation, biological process: GPI anchor biosynthetic process. Gene Ontology annotation, cellular component: endoplasmic reticulum membrane; dolichol-phosphate-mannose synthase complex. The transcript has 2 exons. Gene Ontology annotation, molecular function: enzyme regulator activity. NCBI's taxonomy places the organism in Eukaryota, Metazoa, Chordata, Aves, Psittaciformes, Psittacidae. The annotation marks the transcript as partial. The record is from RefSeq and is a predicted model, not a curated record.